GUGCAUGACGACAUUUAAACGCGACGGUAUGGAGGCUGAACGCGACGACGCUGUAAACAUGGAGGUUUUCGUCGUUUCUCCGUCUCUAAGAUUUAUUAACUGUAAUGUUCCACACGAAUCGACUGUCAGCGACCUGAUCGGGCUUUUCAGCCCCGGAGAGGCCAUCUCCUCUGUGGAUUUCUACGUGAAGAACAAUGGCCGAAUAUCAUAUGGUGAUGAGAGACUGCAAGCUGGAGCGAUUUAUCGACUCGAGCCUCGUUUAUGUGGUGGAAAAGGAGGUUUCGGCUCCAUGCUGCGAGCUCUCGGGGCGCAGAUCGAGAAAACCACCAAUCGAGAAGCCUGCAGGGAUCUGAGUGGGCGGAGACUUCGAGAUGUCAAUCACGAAAAAGAAAUGGCAGAGUGGCUAAAGAAGCAGGCUGACCGUGAUGCAGAGAAGGAGCAGCGGCGUCUGGAGAGGAUUCAGAGGAAGCUAGCUGAGCCCAAACACCAUUUCACCGACUCCGAGUACGAGCAGCAGUGUCACGACCUCUCCGAGAGGCUGGAGGACUCUGUGCUCAAAGGCAUGCAGGCUUCCUCCAGUGGAGUGGUCCAGGCAGUCGAAAAGCCGCAUCGCAAACGCCCGGCUAAAAAAGACAGCACCACGUCUUCAAAGAAGAAAUGUUUCUGGACCGGCCUCGAGGACCUUGAGAAAAUGGACAGCUCGGAUGGAGACAGUGAUGAGAGCGAGGCCGAAGCUUCUUCCUCUUCCUCUUCCGCUUAUUCUUCCGGUGCUGGUCCUUCCUGCAGCUCUCAGCCAGCCGCAGUACCCACAACAGCAACUAGGGAGCAGGAGAAAGUCGAGUCUCAGGACCAGUCCUGCAGCAGCAGUAGUAGCAACAGCAGUUCCAACGCAGGCUCAGCUCCCUGCUCGCCGUCUUCCAGCCAGGAGAAAGCAGAAGAGAAAGAGGAACAUGGAAAGCCCGAGGAGACAGAAACAGAAGAGAGCAAAAAGAAUGUCAGCGAUCAACAGGAAGCUGAGGACACAAUUGUCGAGACUAAAGACACACAGCCAGUUCAGCCAGAGGACACUGAGACUCCGUUAGACCUGCUGUCUGUGAGCGGGGUGGAGGAGCUGGAGGCUCUGGGUCUGGAGAGGUUGAAGGCUGAGCUGAUGAAGCGUGGGAUGAAGUGUGGAGGGAUGCUGCAAGAGCGUGCUGCUCGCCUCUAUUCCGUCAGAGGACUGACUGCUGAUCAGAUUGACCUGGCUCUCUUAGCCAAACCCAGCAAGGGCAAGAAAAAAUAACCAGGACAUCCCCACCCCCCCUUCUUUUUUUUAUUUACUCUUUUUAAUCAAUUUUGAUUCUGUAAAAUGAAAUUUCACUGUCAUUUCCUAGCUUGCAUUAAGGCAGAAUGCAAAGGAGCCUUUUGGACUGUUAAUGUUGUUCGGUGCCUUUUUAAAGAACGUUCUAAGUAUUUACUUUAAAGUUUCAUCCAAAAGAGAAUCAUUUAUACAUUCAAGAGAAA
Hemibagrus wyckioides is the source of this 1503-nucleotide messenger RNA. It is a transcript of the gene sde2, whose product is annotated as SDE2 telomere maintenance homolog (S. pombe). Gene Ontology annotation, cellular component: nucleus. The transcript is spliced from 7 exons. The record is from RefSeq and is a predicted model, not a curated record. NCBI's taxonomy places the organism in Eukaryota, Metazoa, Chordata, Actinopteri, Siluriformes, Bagridae. Bases 5 to 1282 code for a protein of 425 amino acids.